This is a messenger RNA of Aspergillus clavatus NRRL 1, 1899 nucleotides long. RefSeq lists its product as uncharacterized. The transcript has a single exon. The record is from RefSeq and is a predicted model, not a curated record. The coding region runs from base 1 to 1899 and encodes 632 amino acids. Lineage: Eukaryota; Fungi; Ascomycota; Eurotiomycetes; Eurotiales; Aspergillaceae.
AUGACGGACACUGGGGCGCAUCCUGGUGUGCGAAGCCUGCUGGCCAGAUUCGAAAACAACAACCAGAGCAGCUCUACCUCCCCUGCCCCUCGUGGUCGAUCGCCGAUCCCAUCAGAUAACCAGGGAACCGGCCAGCCUCUGUCCAAGGUUCGCGCAAGUUUUAUAUCCGUUGAUAAAACUUCCCAUGGAAGUCUGGUCCCAGAGUUACGGACCGCGAGCAGUCCCAUCGAUGGCCCGUCUAGGGUGAGGAGCUUCAACUCCGAGGAUUUCGAGGCCGCUCUGAAAAGUCCCGUAUCUUCGUCCCCGAGCACUGGCCAGGAAGUCGCGGAUAUAGCUGUCACAGACCAAUCUGCAAAGGAUCCUUCCUCGACCAAUAAUGUACACAAGAAACAAGCGCCACCUUCCUCCGAUAGCAGUGGUGCGAAAUCGAUAGAGAGCGCGACAUCGAAGACCAAAGGUCAACCCAACUCACGGGCCUCGGCAGAGACAGCCGGCGCUCAGUCACCGCAGAAGCCAACUAAAACAGUCACGAAGCGACCUUCGAACAUAAACGUUGGUAGAACCACUGCCACCACCAAGUCCUCGCCCACCAUCUCGCAGAGAUCGCCAGGACAGUCGCGCCCGCCAACCUCGCCCACCAAACUGGGCACCGACAAAUUCUCCAAAUUGACUAGCUCUACGAAAUCGACCGUGACGAAGAAUGGCAACCUCGAACCCACCCGAACCGCCACUCACAAGCCAAGCCGAACCACCUUGAACGCUGCUACCAAGACUGCGACUCGUCCUGUUCGUUCUUCUAUGCCCGCGCGUGAGAGUACGAGGCCCACGACAAGCUCGGCUGGUGUCGGCAAUGGCCACUCCAAGUCCCCAGUCAGGUCCGCUCGUUUGCCAGCCUCGAGAACGACCUCGGCUCUGUCUACCGCCGCCAAAUCAGGAUCCGCUCACACCCUGACUCGGAAGCCGUCGACAUUGAAAAAGACAGUCGACGGAAGUCAGUCGCGAGCAACAACGCCUACUGCUGCCAGUAUCCGCAAGCAAGCGUCUCGCCCGUCCCUUCCCAGUAGUUCAGGCUCCGACAGACCUCAUUCACGGGCCAGCAAUGGCAGUACCAAGCCCGCUGAUGACAGUUUUCUGGCCCGGAUGAUGCGUCCUACAGCCAGCUCUGCCAGCAAGGUGCACGAUAAGGUCGAAGUGAAGAGCCCUCCCAGUGCUACCAGAACGACUCGAGCUCCGAGGAAAGCUCCCUCAAAGAUUGACCCUCGAUCAGCCCAUCGGUUGAUGGAGAAGACCGGUCAAGGAAAGACCCAGGAGAACAAGCCACAGACCGCCCCGGCUGAGCGGACUGCUUCCAAGAAAGAGCUACAGGCAGCGGCUCCGUUGCCGGAGGAAACUGAAAACCAACACGAUGUAAAGCCCCAGGCCGAGGUUUCCGAUGAACUCCUCGAGUGUACCCCCGAUAUCGUUGUAAGACCUCAUGAGGAAUCUGCUGAAUCGGUGGCUACUGGGAUUGCGGAGGACUCCGUUGCCGCUUCGGCCGAGCCUUCAAUCGCUCCCGCCUCGGAGGUGCCAGUUGAAGAGUCCGCCGCACUCCAGGCUGAUGAGCCAGUUGAGCAGCCCCUUGAAGCAAUUCCCGAACAGCCCUUGGAUGUGGAUGAGUCGAAACCUCAAGAGCACAUUGCGUCUGUACCGGACUCAGUCGUCCCAGAGGCAGCUGAGGCUCAGCCAGAGACUCCUAGCAGCCCUGAAACCGAGGUGGCCAAGGAGCCUGUUAGCCUCGAUAUUCCAGUCGAAUCUGUCCCAGCUGCGUCGCCUGAGCUUCCAACCGAGGUUCUCUCAAGCGAGACUGAACCCAAGCCGGAAGACGUUGCUAAUGAGAUGGAGAAAUUGACCAUCAAUUAA